AUGUCUCUAUACCCGCCGAUAUCUCAGGCCAGCUUCAAAGCUGAGUCGAAGUGCCUCUACGAUGUCCCGUUCCUCGAAAGCAAUGGCAGAAACUUCCAGAUGUGGAAGUACCGCACGACUAGUAUCCUCUGGUUGCGUGGUCUCUAUUCGCUCAUCGACGGCACUGAAGCCGACCCCGGAACAGCAGAUACUAUGAAGAAGGCGGAGUGA
Molecule: messenger RNA, 210 nt
Organism: Sparassis crispa
Lineage: Eukaryota; Fungi; Basidiomycota; Agaricomycetes; Polyporales; Sparassidaceae
Exons: 1
Coding region: 1-210 (69 amino acids)
Source: RefSeq, a predicted model, not a curated record